GUGGUGGCCCGGCCCGGUAUCCGGGUAAGAUGGCCGCAGUCGGAGAGUGCUCGCUCCCCGCUCCGUGGCGGCCGGUCUCCCUCACUCACGUCGAGUAUCCCGCAGGUGAUUUCUCUGGUCAGCUUUUAGCUUAUUUGAGUCUUGGUCCAAUAUUCAUUAUUGUUGGCUUUGUAACGCUCAUCAUAUUCAAGAGAGAGCUUCACACGAUCUCUUUCUUGGGAGGGCUGGCUUUCAACGAGGGAGUGAACUGGUUAAUAAAAAAUGUUAUCCGGGAGCCACGGCCCUGUGAAGAAGCCCAUUCAACAGUGACCACAAAAUAUGGGAUGCCGUCCAGCCACUCCCAGUUCAUGUGGUUUUUCUCUGUCUAUUCAUUUCUGUUCCUUUAUUUAAGAAUGCACCAAACAAACAAUGCGAGGUUUCUGGAUUUACUAUGGCGACAUGUGCUGUCCAUCUGCCUCGUGACAGUGGCUUUGCUAGUCUCAUAUAGUAGGGUUUAUUUGCUCUACCACACCUGGAGCCAAGUCUUAUAUGGAGGUGUGGCAGGAAGCGUUAUGGCCAUAGCCUGGUUUGCCUUCACACAAGAGAUACUAACUCCUCUCUUCCCAAGGAUAGCUGCAUGGCCCAUUUCAGAGUUCUUUUUAAUCCGAGACACCAGCCUCAUUCCUAACAUCCUGUGGUUUGAAUAUACAGUCACAAGAGCAGAAGCAAGAAACAGACAGCGCAAGCUGGGUACGAAGCUCCAGUGACUCAGGAGGCGUGGGGACCAGAGUGUGCGUUUUAACAGAGACAGACAAGAGCAGAGACCUGGGAGCAGCAAGGAGCCUUUAAACAGACGGACCAAAGGAACAGGCAGGGACCAUACCCAAAACCUGAAAGCCUUUGCUCUGCUUUAGCAGCUAGCUGGAUGCUCCCUGAUGCAUGUGGGACCGUGCAGGAGUAGAAACUCAUUUUCAACACAGAUGCACAUUGCCGGUUGGAAUGUACCAUCAUGUCUACGUCAGGGGAAGGGGGAGAAAAUGCCUGGUGUCAUGUUUGGGGGAGGGAAAACCAAAAAUGAAUCAUUUCUGUGACUUUUUUCUUUUUUUUUUCUUUAGCAUGAAAUAUACACACUAUUUAUUUAUUUUUUUUAAAUGGAGCUAUUGUUUUUGGGGUGGGUGAGGCCUUGUGUGUUUUGUUUCGCUUUUCUGUUUGGGGUUUUUCAUUUUGGAAGAAGAUGACAAAACUAAUCUCCAGUUAAUCGUGGUUAAUUAGGGCUUCUAGUUUUUAAAAAUGUCUCAGGAGGGAGGGGAACUGAGAUGGUGUGACCGAGGUAGAAGGGAGAGGAAGGUUUCUUCCCUUUCUACAACCAGCCUGGGUGAUCAAAAUCAAUUCCAACUGCACUUUGUACAGGUAGAAAGUACUAAAGAUUUGUUUUUUUUUUUUUUUUUAAACACUAGUGAUGAUUCUGUGGGGAAGCCUGCACGGAUUCCGUUAAGGGGAGUGUGUGUGUGUAAAACAAAGGAAAACUGAAAUACACUGAUAUUAUUAUUUUUUUUCCA
Molecule: messenger RNA, 1538 nt
Organism: Gallus gallus (chicken)
Lineage: Eukaryota; Metazoa; Chordata; Aves; Galliformes; Phasianidae
Gene: DOLPP1
Product: dolichyldiphosphatase 1
Exons: 8
Coding region: 30-746 (238 amino acids)
Biological process (GO): lipid biosynthetic process; protein N-linked glycosylation
Cellular component (GO): intracellular membrane-bounded organelle; endoplasmic reticulum membrane
Molecular function (GO): dolichyldiphosphatase activity
Source: RefSeq, marked validated